This is a messenger RNA of Dioscorea cayenensis subsp. rotundata (Guinea yam), 2865 nucleotides long. RefSeq names its product protein SMAX1-LIKE 4-like. NCBI's taxonomy places the organism in Eukaryota, Viridiplantae, Streptophyta, Magnoliopsida, Dioscoreales, Dioscoreaceae. The transcript is spliced from 3 exons. The record is from RefSeq and is a predicted model, not a curated record. Bases 117 to 2765 code for a protein of 882 amino acids.
UCAAAUCCCCACACACACACACAUAAACAUAUACACACAAAGUUCAGUAGUUAUCACAAAUGCAACAAGAGUUCAAACAUAGUUUGAGAGUUUUGAAGACAAAGAAGUGAGAAGGAAUGAGGACUGGAAUAGUUCAACAAGCUCUCACACCAGAGGCUGCUUCAGCUCUGAAGCAAUCUCUUAAUCUGGCCAAAAGAAGAGGCCAUGCACAAGUUACACCUCUACAUGUUGCUACCACUCUGCUUGUAUCCUCCAAAGACACUGCAAACCUUCUCAGAAGAGCUUGUUUGCAUUCUCAUCCUCUUCAUUGUAGAGCUCUUGAGCUUUGCUUCAAUGUGGCUCUUAAUAGACUCCCUUCCAUUCCUCCACUUUCAUCUAACUCUCUCCUCCCUUUGAAUGAGCCUUCUUUGUCUAACUCUCUCAUUGCAGCAUUGAAAAGAGCUCAGGCUCAUCAGAGGAGAAGCUCUAUCGAGCUUCAGCAACAGCAGCAGCAGCAGCAAGAGCAGCCACUUUUAGCUAUCAAAGUGGAGCUGGAGCAGCUUAUUAUUUCUAUAUUGGAUGAUCCUAGUGUGAGUAGGGUGAUGAGAGAAGCUGGCUUCUCUAGCACCUCUGUGAAAGCCAAUGUAGAAGAGUUUUGCUCUGCUUCUGUAUAUGGUGAGCUCUACUCUUACAGCCAGUUUUUAAGAACUCAUUUCUCAAGACUACCUUCAGAAUCUCAAGAAGAGGAUUUGAAGGUGGUGUUGGAGGUGAUGUCCAGAAAACAAAGCAACAGGAGGCACAACAUAGUCAUAGUAGGAGACUCUGUUUUGAAAACAGAGUGGCUUGUUGCUGAGCUUAUGGAAAGAGUGAGGAAAGGCCAAGUUUCUGAUGAUUUGAAGUCAUCUCAGUUCAUUAAACUUCAGAUAUCUCAUUCUCAUGUUAAGAACAUGAGCAGAAAUGAAGUUGACAUGAUGGUUUUUAAUCUUCGGAGAAAAACAGCAUCCUUGCUUGUAGAAGGGAAUGUGAUAAUCUAUGUGGGUGAUCUGAUGUGGGUGGUUGAUGAAGAGGAGUUUUCAAAUGGAUGCAGAGCUUUGGAUCAUUUGGUUCAAGAGAUUGGGAGGUUGUUGUGUGAGAUGAGAAGCUGCAACAAAGUUUGGUUGAUGGGUGUUGCUAGUUAUCAAACACAUAUCAAGUGUCAGAAAAGGCAGCCUUCAUUAGAGGCACAAUGGGGCCUUCAUGCUGUUGUUGUUCCUUCUGCUGGACUUGGUUUGAGUCUCCAAGCUCCAAGUGGAAUGGAUUCAAGACUUAGGAAGCAUUUCAACAUUGAGGAACAGGAUAGGCUGAUUUUCUGUGAGACGAUGAAUGCUGAUAAUGGAUCCAGUAGCAUGCCUCAUUGGUUGCACACACAUAGGCCAGAGAAUUAUGACAAGGGUGCAUUGCUUGGAUUGAAGAGGAAAUGGAGUGAAUUAUGUCAAGCUAAUCAUCCUUCAAUGUUCGGUCAAAAUCUAGCUGAAAAGAGGUAUACAUGUACUUCAAGGCAUCCAUGGUGUUCUUCUAGCUCUCCUCCUUGCAAUCAAAACAGCGCAAAGCUUCUUGAAUCUGCACAAGAACUUAUCGGUAUCAGUAGCUCUUCGGGAAAUGAUUCUAGCGAGUGUCAAGCUAGGAAUGAAUCCAAACUAAGGUUUUGUGAAAGCAAGGAUGUGAGGACUACACUUGCAUUGGCCAGUCCUCUAUUCUCAGAUUCAGCAACAUCGGAGAACCAACGAGAAGGAUUAGUUGCUAAUCCUCAAGAACUAUGCCAACGUCUGCAAGAAGAUAUUACAUGGCAAUCCGAAAUCAUUCCUUCGAUGGUUGAGUCAUUGCUCGAUUCUAUAUCAAGUGAAAAGAGAUGUACUUGCUUAUUGAUACGAGGCACAGAUCAUAUCGGUAAAAGAAAACUUGCGAAGACCAUAUCAGAGAUUUUAUAUGGAUCAACACAAAGCGUCAUCUACAUAAAUAUGAAGAAGACAACUGGCAUAGCAUUUCCUUCUGCCGGCACAAUCUUGGAGACAUUGAAAAGAGAUCCAAAAAGAGUAUUCUUGAUUGAAGAUGUCGAUCAAGCUCACAAUGAUUUCCUUGAAAACCUUGCCAAGAACAUCAAGAAAAUAGGUUUUGAAUGCCCUGCAAUCUUUAUAUUCACCACUACACCCACUUCCACCAACACCAAUUUCAAUCGAGAUAAAGUCUUGCAAAUGAAAAUGAAGAUAGAAGAGCCAAAAAUCGAUGAAGAUCAAGAAUAUGAACUUUGGAACAAAUCCAAGAAAAUUAGACAAGAGAAAACAACCGAUCUUGAUCUGAAUAUCAGCGUGGUAGCGGAGGAAGACGACAGUGGACUAACACAAGAAGUGGAAGACCAAGGCUUCGGUCUAUCUCCGGAGUUUCUUGAGCUCAUUGGCUUGCAUUUCACCUUCAAUGCUGGUUCAGAUUGGUAUGAGAGAGUAAUCGAAAGCUUCUCAAUGAAACUCCACCGGUUUUUCGAGGAUGUUCAGAGUGAUAAAGGGGAUAAUGAGUGGUCUUUUUCAGUUGAUAAGAGGGUUUUGGAAGGGUUGGUUGAAGCUUCAGAUAUGGUGAUGGAGAGGUGGUUUGAGGAGUGGCUUAGAGAGGUUUUCAAGAGGAGCUUGCUGUUGUUCAAAAAGGGCGGGAAGGUGAGGCUAAGUAUAGACAGGGGCAAAGAGGGAAAUGCAAUGGAGGGUGGGUUUGAAGGUUCACUACUACCUAGUAGAAUUCAUGUAGACUUAGAUGAAUGAAAAUUUUGAAGUGACUAAAGUGCCACUUUGUGUAUUUAGUGGAGAAUUUUCACUCUGUUUCAUACUCUGUUCUAAAAAAGUUUUGUAAAAUUUUUAGUUA